UAUAUCCUCACUAUAAAAAUGAACGGCAACUUUCAAAUUCUCCCAAAAAACUCCCCGAAAGCACCAAAUUUCAGCAUUAAUGGAACCACAAAAUUAAUCGCUAACGCUUCAGCUCCAAGACUCACGUCUCUACUCCAAAAGGAUAUUAAUCCUAGCUUAAAAGACCUAAAACUGCCUUCAAUUUGGAAACUGAACUCAUCUCCUAUUACUAUUAAAGAGAAGACCAAGAAGAAGCAGAAGUUCAAGCCUCUAACUGAUCGACAAAAGAUGAAAAUGAUUCAUCGUCAUAGGUUCAGCGUUGAUCUAAAGCUGUCUCAGAUCCAUGGUUCCCGGGAUGAGCAAUCCCAAGGGACUGCUCAAAAGAUGCCAGUGAAGGACAACCUAGCUCUGCUCAAAGCGAGAACCAAGAGGUUUCUUAAUAACCACAAGCAAAGUCUUGGAAAAAUAUACUCAAAUUUUGGUUCAUUCCCCAAAAUUGAGCAGAACAAGGAGUUGUGCAGGAUCUGGAACUUCUGGGAAACCUCAAAGAGAAUGAUACAAACACAGUUGAGAAUGUAUUACUUCCUGCAUCAUGCAGGCAUGAUGCAGGAAGAUUCAAAUCCUGAUAACAUUUAUUUUCUGCAGUUUAAAGAAAAUGAAUUUGAGAAUUUCAUCACUGCUUAUGAUAAGUCAAGCCAGAGGAUAUUUCUGUCAAGCAUCCAGAAGUAUUACAAAAUGCUCACACUUGGGAAGCCUAAUUCUGUUCUACAGACUGACACCGAGGAGUUCAAGAGACUGGUAUACUCUAUCGAUGCCAGCAAGCAUGAAGAUAGUGACACCACUGACUUCGAUGGAUUUUUGAAAAUAAAAUAUUAUUUCAUUGAUAGGCAAGCCACCGAUGAAGAACUUGAGAAAAUUAAGGAUUAUGCCCAUGACUUGUUCGAUAAGUUCAAACCCGAUAUCAGUAUUGAAUACAGAGAUGACACAGUGCUACAACAACUAGGAGCCUAAGUCCAAUAAAGAAUGUUUCAAUUUCUUA
Messenger RNA from Moneuplotes crassus, 1018 nucleotides. The record is from the annotation of a GenBank genome assembly. NCBI's taxonomy places the organism in Eukaryota, Ciliophora, Spirotrichea, Euplotida, Euplotidae.